UAUAUAUGUAUGUAUGUCAGAGUUUCAGAAAAGAAAAUUUCAAAAUUUAAUUGUGAACGGAAUAUAGGAAGGAAAAGGCACAGAAAUCGGAUCAGAAACUCAAAGCCACUGUUGAAUGUGGAGAUGAUGCGCAGCCGCAGCACAAGAGGUAUGCUUUCUUCUCUUCCCUCUACUCAUCUUGCUGUUCCAUUCAUCAACAAUUUCAUAUCUUUGUUUCAUUCGAGACAAACCCAUCUGGGAAAUCGACCCAAUAUUAUUGUGAGUAAUGUCGAGGAUGCCUCCAUGUUGUUCCAUCAAAUGCUUCACUCCCGUCCUCUGCCUUCUUCUGUUGUCCCUUUCACUCAGAUAUUGGGUCAACUUGUCAAAUUGAAACACUAUUCGGCUGUCAUCCCUCUCUUUAAACAAAUGCUUCUGCGUCGAAUUGUUCCUAAUCUCUAUACUCUCUCUAUUGUCAUCAACUGCUACUGCCAUUUGAAUCAAAUGGGCUUUGGCUUAUCUGUCUUUGCACAAUUCUUCAAACUGGGUCUUCAGCCAGACGUCUUCACCUUCACCACUCUAAUCAACGGCUUUGUUCUCCACAAUCAAGUGCCUCAGGCUGCACGAAUUUUCACCAAAAUGGUCGAGGCAGGUCAUUGUCAGCCGGAUGUGUUCGCUUUCAACACACUAAUAAAGGGCUUUUCCAAGAUGGGAAACAACAGUGCGGCCAUGCAAUUACUUAGGAAGAUGGAAGAAAGAGGAUGCGAGCCUAACAUGGUUUCCUAUAGCACCAUCAUCGACGGUCUUUGCAAGGAUACACUAAUUGAUCAAGCAUUCAACCUCUUCUCAGAAAUGAUUACUAGAGGUAUUGCUCCAAACGUCGUUACUUACAACUCCUUGAUUCAAGGAGUUUGCAAUAUAGGCCACUGGAAACAAGCUACGAGGUUGUUGAACGAAAUGGUGAGUAAAGGUAUCUUUCCAGAUGUCCGCACCUUCAAUAUCUUGGUUGAUACAUUCUGUAAGGAAGGGAUGGUCGUGGAAGCCAAAACUGUGGUUCAAAUCAUGAUUCAAAGACAUAUUGAACCUACUGUCGUUACAUACAACUCACUUAUGGACGGUUACUGUUUGCGAGGAGAAAUGGACGAGGCAAGACAAGUUUUUGAUCUUAUCAUUAGCAAGGGCUCCACGGUUAAUGUUCGGAGUUGUAACAUAUUGAUUAACGGAUAUUGCAAGGCUAAAAAGGUUGAUAAGGCUCACAAGAUUUUCAAGGAAAUGCGUCGUAUGGAAAUUGUUCCCGAUACCAUUACUUAUAACACUCUUAUUGAUGGUCUUUUCAAAAUGGGGAGAAUUCAAGAAGCAGAAAAGCUGUUCUCUGAGAUGCUAGGUUGUGGACAGCUUCCAAACCUUCGAACUUACACUGUCAUACUUGAUGGCCUGUGUAACAACCAGCAACUUUCUAUGGCUAUAGAAUUGCUUAAAGAAAUGGAAGCCAACAAAGUAGAACUUAAUAUCGUAGUUUACACUCUUGUUAUUGAAGGUUUGUGCAAAGCUGGAAAAAUUGAAUCCGCAAGAGAUCUCUUCUGUGGUUUGUCGUCAAAAGGAGUUCAGCCUAAUGUCAGAACAUACACUGUAAUGAUUCAUGGACUUUGUCAUCAUGGCUUAAUAAUUGAAGCAGAAAAGUUGCUAAGAGAAAUGGGAGGGAAAGGAUGUUCUCCAAAUGAUUGCACCUAUAACACCAUUAUCCGAGGGUUGUUAAAUAACAAUGAGACGUCAUGGGCUACGAGACUUAUACAAGAAAUGCUUGAGAGGGGUUUCUCUGCAGAUGCAUCAACUAUGGAAUUGAUUGUUGAUUUAUUGUCAAAGGAUAUAGUAGAUCCGGCUUUGUUGCCACUGUUAAAAGAUUCACGAUAAAGUUGAUUUGAACUCUAUUAAGCUCAGAUUCAGAAGUUUGAGCAAGUUUGCUGAAGCUAACUCUUGGAACUCAACCUAUAAGCUUGCUUGAUUGGUAAACUAAAACCUGACAGGCACGGGAAAGGUUCUUAGGAAUUGUGUGGAGACCUUUUAGAGGCAUAUUUAAAUAUCAUUUUGGGUCUUGUAUGAAUCUGGAAAUGUAAUAAAACUUUUUUCUGUAAUCAUAUAUAUCUACUCCCACUUACCUAACAGCAGGAGGUUCAAUCCUAGUCUACAUUGUUGACAGUGAGGCAUUGAGUACAUUCUUAACCACUUACUAGUCUACAUAUGCCAUUCUUCUUGUAUUCAUUGAGUUCCCACUGAAAUAGGAUCCGCAAAAGGAAAAUGAGGUAUUAGACCUUGUUGUUCCCUGAAUCAAAGGAAACAAUCAAUAAAAGAAUAACAAAUUUCAGUUCGCUGUCCCUCCAUGCUGUGUUGAAUGUUUUUAUGACCUUUUGCUUCGGUCAUCAUGUUUACAGAAUUGUAAACAUUUCUUUAUUAUCACUAAAUUUGGCAAUUACUUCAGCCAACCCUUUUGUUCUCCUUUGUCUAUGCUUUUAGCAAAAUGUAAUAAUUCGCUGUGCUGGAACAAUCUCUUUGUUAUUGGUAGUCAUAUUAUGUACGCCUUCAUGUCCCCUCUGUUGUUUCUAAAGCUCCUUUUCUGAUGUACAAGAGUUAUUCUGCACUUCUUAAUAUUUCUUGAGCAAUCCAUGGCCCUUUUUGUAACUCGAGCAAUUCAAAAGAUGAGGGAUGCAGUUCAUGACUUGCAUACAAUGCCCACCUGUUGCAACGUCACAAUUUGUUUUCCUUUUUUUUUUUUUUUUCAAAGAGAGCCUUUAAAAGUGAUUGAAUACAGAAGUCUUGCGGGUGUUUUCAAGUAUUUGAACAAUCAUGGCUACUAGUUGGCAGUAAUUGUUUUUGUAUACAUUGUGCUUUGAAUCAAUUUUCUCUUCACCCAAAAAUGAUAGAGGAAUUGGCUGUUCAUUGUCAUUCUCGCAUUUAGUAUCCUUUAUUUUUUUUGUCUUUAGUGGCAAGGUUUUGCAUUAUUUUUGUUGAACUAUUCAUAAAUCCCAAUCUAUGUCAUCUAUUGAGUUCAGAAAGUGGGUUGAAUUAUGGGGCAAUAAGCAUGUCCUUUGGGAUCAAAAUACAUUGGUCAAAAAUAAUUUUGAUCCAUCACUUAUGACCCAUAACUGCAAAACAUGAUUGGUAAGUCCUUCACAAUCAGUUUUGCCUUAUACUACCCUAUCAUCUCCAAUAUGCAUUUAAUCAAUUUUAACCAAAGUUCAUGUCAUCUAUUUGCUACAAUUCUAAUUCAAUGGAUGCUGGGAAGAUUUUGGACACUUGAGACUCAAAGAAGAGGAUAUAUGAGCUUCUGAUGGUUAACUCCCAAUUAAAAUUGCCAUUAGCAGUUACCACUCAGUUUUGUCAACCCAAGUUUUUGCAGGCUAGAGGGUGAGCAGGGAUAGAUGUAGUUGAAAUAUAGAACUUGGGUAAAGUACAGAGAAGCUUUAGCGAUGUACCAUUAGUGGAAAUUGUUUCCCUUGAACUUUUAGGUGAAAUUGUCCAAAAUGAUGGAUGAUAUAUAC
Rosa rugosa (rugosa rose) is the source of this 3512-nucleotide messenger RNA. RefSeq names its product putative pentatricopeptide repeat-containing protein At1g12700, mitochondrial. The transcript is spliced from 2 exons. The record is from RefSeq and is a predicted model, not a curated record. Gene Ontology annotation, molecular function: protein binding. Bases 10 to 1887 code for a protein of 625 amino acids. Lineage: Eukaryota; Viridiplantae; Streptophyta; Magnoliopsida; Rosales; Rosaceae.